GAAUCCUUGGAUAUGAAGAGGAAAAAUAACUCUAGGGAGGUUUGAAAGCAAGGGUAAGGAUCUUAAGAUCCAUUUGGUGUUUAACCAGAGCUUGUUAUAAUAAUGGGUAUUUUCAUUGUUCUAUUGUCACAGCUUUGUUCCAGAUUGGUCAUUGAUUUUGGGUGAGUUGCUCCGUAGCAGGUGAAGAGGGAACUGCCGGUGUUUGUGAAGAUGAAGGGAUUUUUGGCACUCCAGAAAAGAGAAAAACAGCCACCAAGGGUCACUUUGAAGAAAUGUGACCUGAUCCAGUCAAAGGCCAUUUGUGAAAGCUCAAUCACUUUGGAGGGUGCAACUGGAAAGAAGGUAAGGAUCAAGAAUCAAGAUCAAGGAGCAACUUUAGUCACUGUAUACACUCAUAAGAACUGGAUAUACCGUGUACCUGAGAAGAGUGAUCUGACCAUUGCAAGUGAAAAUACCAUCUUCCAUACCAGUGGAGUGCAGACUCCCAGCAAUGUUGUCAUACAGUUGGAUUGGAGUGACGAAACUCUGAGGGAAACCUCCAGGAACAUCAUCCCUUGGUCUGUCUCCAUGAUCCAUCAACAGAAGUGUAUGGAACUGCUGGAGGAGAAGAUGGAACUUAUCUCCACUCUUAAGGAUGAAUCUGCAGAAAAGGACAUACAGAUUGCAACACUCCAGAAGGAGGUCGAGAACUUGACAGAAAAGCUUCCAAAAUUGACUGAAGAUGGCCUGAAGACAGAGGUGCUGUCUCUGUGCCCAAUACGAAUUCAGCUGGAAAUCCUUAAAGCAACUCAAGAGGAGAGCAAGCAAAAGGACGUGAUCAUUGCUGAUUUGAGAGACCAGAUAUGGCAGCUUGGACUGGAGAUCCGAUUGCUGAGAGAUGAUGUCGGCCUUGCUGUGCUCGACAUGGUGACAAAUGACAAAGAAGAGUCAAACCCAUUGGAACAAGAAGUUACAAAGGAGCUUCCCGAGGCAUCAGCAGUGAAAUCAGAUGAGGAGACCAAACCAGAGAGCCAGGGUGAGCAGGAAGAAAGCAAAUCAAGCUCGGAAGAGGAUGAAUACAGAGGGUCUGAGGGGCACCUUCCAUCUGACUCAACCGAAUCGGUCAGCUCAGUGAAAUCUACGGACCGGGAGGAAGGUGAAUCGUUCACGUCAGAAGAUGAGGCAGUGAAAGUGUUGGUAAUCAGGAACACGGAGCUGGAAGAGAAGGUGAAAGAAAUGGAAGAGAGCUAUAAUAUGUCAACAGGGACACUCAGUACUCUGAUCAGAAAACUCUCCCGUGCUGAGGAUCAUCUGAGGAAUUCAGAGGCUGUGGUGGCGAAACUGCAAAAGGAACUGAGCGAGAGAUGUUCCCAGCUACAGGACAUGUCCAGCAAGUUCUCCAGCCUGCGGGAGGAAAAUACCCAGAUUAAGGUGGUGGCAGACCUACAGAGUGAAAACAUCAAGCUCAGCGAGCUAGUUACCAGACUGCAGGAGGAGGCAACAGGGAGUACAGACACUGCAGUGAAGCUGAAGGAGGAGGUGGAUAAGCUGCAGCUGCACAGCUGUGCAGAGGAGGCAAGGAGACGGCAGCUGCAGGAGCAGUGUGACAGCAUCAAGGCAGAAAACCAGACGCUCCGGCGAAACCUCCAGCAGCAGCUAGUGGAGCUGCAGGUGACCAGCGCCAGGUUGGAAAAGUUCAUCAGUAGAAUGGUGCAAGCUAUCUACAGCGCUCCUGGGAUUGAGCAGCCAACCACAGAGAUUACUGACGAAGAUACACUUCAAGCCUUCAGGAAAAUACUCGAUGAACGCCUCGAAUUUUAUGGGACGUUGACAGCUCAUGAAAUACCAGUGCGUCCUCUCUUCACUGGCAACACUGAGGAAUCCGAGAUGGCUCCUUAACUGGGUCACCAGACAUGCUCGCCUCCCUCA
Hypanus sabinus (Atlantic stingray) is the source of this 1908-nucleotide messenger RNA. Its product is annotated as coiled-coil domain-containing protein 27-like. The record is from RefSeq and is a predicted model, not a curated record. The transcript is spliced from 11 exons. The coding region runs from base 211 to 1878 and encodes 555 amino acids. Lineage: Eukaryota; Metazoa; Chordata; Chondrichthyes; Myliobatiformes; Dasyatidae.